This is a messenger RNA of Galeopterus variegatus (Sunda flying lemur), 5240 nucleotides long. It is a transcript of the gene HIP1, whose product is annotated as huntingtin interacting protein 1. The coding region runs from base 14 to 3037 and encodes 1007 amino acids. The record is from RefSeq and is a predicted model, not a curated record. Gene Ontology annotation, biological process: endocytosis; actin filament organization; clathrin coat assembly. Gene Ontology annotation, molecular function: phosphatidylinositol-3,4-bisphosphate binding; phosphatidylinositol-3,5-bisphosphate binding; clathrin light chain binding. NCBI's taxonomy places the organism in Eukaryota, Metazoa, Chordata, Mammalia, Dermoptera, Cynocephalidae. Gene Ontology annotation, cellular component: clathrin-coated vesicle; presynapse; actin cortical patch. The transcript is spliced from 31 exons.
CUGUUCUCAGAGGAUGUUGUCUGACCCAGAUCCCCCUCCAGAGACUGUCAGCAUCAAUAAGGCCAUUAAUACACAGGAAGUGGCUGUGAAGGAAAAACACGCCAGAACGUGCAUACUGGGCACCCACCAUGAGAAAGGGGCUCAGACCUUUUGGUCCGUUGUCAACCGACUGCCUCUCUCUAGCAACGCGGUGCUCUGCUGGAAGUUCUGCCAUGUGUUCCACAAACUCCUCCGGGAUGGACACCCAAACGUCCUGAAGGACUCUCUGAGAUACAAAAAUGAACUGAGCGACAUGAGCAGGAUGUGGGGCCACCUGAGUGAGGGGUAUGGACAGCUCUGCAGCAUCUACCUCAAACUGCUGAGAACGAAGAUGGAGUACCACACCAAAAAUCCCAGGUUCCCAGGCAACCUUCAGAUGAGUGACCGACAGCUGGACGAGGCUGGAGAAAGUGAUGUUAACAACUUUUUCCAGUUAACAGUGGAGAUGUUUGACUACCUGGAGUGUGAACUAAACCUCUUCCAAACUGUGUUCAACUCCUUGGACAUGUCCCGCUCUGUGUCAGUGACAACAGCUGGGCAGUGCCGUCUGGCCCCACUGAUCCAGGUCAUAUUGGACUGUAGCCACCUCUAUGAUUACACUGUCAAGCUUCUCUUCAAACUCCACUCCUGUCUCCCAGCUGACACCCUGCAAGGCCACCGGGACCGCUUCAUGGAACAGUUCACAAAGUUGAAAGAUCUGUUCUACCGCUCCAGCAACCUACAGUACUUCAAGCGACUCAUUCAGAUCCCCCAGCUGCCUGAGAACCCACCCAACUUCCUGCGAGCCUCUGCCCUGUCAGAACACAUCAGCCCCGUGGUGGUCAUCCCAGCCGAGGCCUCGUCCCCUGACAGCGAGCCAGUCUUAGAGAAGGAUGACCUCAUGGACAUGGAUGCCUCCCAGCAGAAUUUAUUUGACAACAAGUUUGAUGACAUCUUUGGCAGCUCAUUCAGCAGUGAUCCCUUCAAUUUCAACAGUCAGAACGGUGUGAACAAGGAUGAGAAGGACCACUUAAUCGAGCAGCUCUACAGAGAGAUCAGUGGGCUGAAGACGCAGCUGGAAAACGUGAAGACUGAGGGCCAGCGGGCCGUGCUGCAGUUGAAAGGCCGCAUCAGCGAGCUGGAAGCUGAGCUAGCUGAGCAGCAGCACCUGCGGCAGCAGGCGGCCGACGACUGCGAGUUCCUCCGGGCAGAGCUGGAUGAGCUCAAGAAGCAGCGAGAAGACACUGAGAAAGCUCAGCGGAGCCUCACGGAGAUAGAAAGGAAGGCCCAAGCCAAUGAACAGCGGUAUAGCAAGCUAAAGGAGAAGUACAGCGAGCUGGUUCAGAACCAUGCCGACCUGCUGCGGAAGAAUGCAGAGGUGACCAAACAGGUGUCUGUGGCCAGACAAGCCCAGGUGGAUUUGGAACGAGAGAAAAAAGAGCUGGAGGGUUCCUUGGAACGCAUAAGUGAGCAGGCCCAGCGGAAAACUCAAGAACAACUGGAAGUUCUAGAGAGCUUGAAGCAAGAACUUGCCACCAGCAAACAGGAGCUCCAGGUCCUUCAAGGCAGCCUGGAAACGUCUGCCCAGUCAGAAGCAAAGUGGACAACCCAGGUCACUGAGCUAGAGACAGAGCGUGACAGCUUGGUGAGUGUGGCGGCUCAUCGGGAGGAGGAACUCUCUGCUCUUCAGGAACAGCUGGAACACACCCAGCUCAAGCUGGCCAGUGCACAGGAAUCUGUGUGCCAGCUUGCAAAGCAACAACAGAAAACACUUCUGGUGGAGUCCAGGAAGGCUGCGGAGCAGGUGAUACGUGAGGCCUUAAGCCAGCUUGAGGAACCCACUCUCAUCAGCUGUGCUGGAUCUGCAGAUCACCUUCUCUCCACGGUCAAGUCUGUUUCCAGCUGCAUUGAGAAACUUGAAAAAAGCCGAAGCCAGUAUCUGGCCUGCCCAGAAGAUAUCAGUGGGCUUCUGCACUCAGUAACACUGCUUGCCCACUUGACCAGUGACACCCUGGCUUAUGGCAGUACCACCAGCCUUAGAGCCCCGCCAGAGCCUGCCGACUCAUUGACCGAGGCCUGUAAGCAGUAUGGCAGCGAAACCCUCAUUUACCUGGCCUCCCUGGAGGAAGAGGGGACCCUCAGGAAUGCCGACAGCGUGGCCAUGAGGAACUGCCUCGACAAGAUCAAGGCUAUUGGCGAGGAGCUCCUGCCCAGGGGCCUGGACAUCAAACAGGAGGAGCUGGGGGACCUGGUGGACAAGGAGAUGGCUGCCACUUCAGCUGCCAUUGAGGCUGCCACGGCAAGGAUAGAGGAGAUGCUCAGCAAAUCCCGAGCGGGAGACACGGGAGUCAAAUUGGAGGUGAAUGAAAGGAUCCUUGGUUCCUGCACCAGCCUAAUGCAAACUAUUCAGGUCCUGAUUGUGGCCUCCAAGGACCUCCAGAGAGAGAUCGUGGAGAGCGGCAGGGGUACGGCAUCCCCUAAAGAGUUUUAUGCCAAGAACUCUCGGUGGACGGAAGGACUCAUCUCAGCUUCUAAAGCUGUGGGCUGGGGAGCUACCGUCAUGGUGGAUGCAGCCGAUCUGGUGGUACAAGGCAGAGGGAAAUUUGAGGAGCUAAUGGUGUGUUCGCAUGAAAUUGCUGCUAGUACAGCCCAGCUUGUGGCUGCAUCCAAGGUGAAAGCUGAUAAGGACAGCCCCAACCUAGCCCAGCUGCAGCAGGCCUCUCGGAGAGUGAACCACGCCACUGCUGGGGUCGUGGCCUCCACCAUUUCUGGCAAAUCACAGAUUGAGGAGACAGACAAUAUGGACUUCUCAAGCAUGACACUGACGCAGAUCAAACGCCAAGAGAUGGAUUCCCAGGUGAGGGUGCUGGAGCUGGAGAAUGAGCUGCAGAAGGAGCGCCAGAAGCUGGGGGAGCUCCGAAAGAAGCACUACGAGCUCGCCGGCGUCGCUGAGGGCUGGGAGGAAGGAACAGAAGCAUCUCCACCUACACUGCAAGAAGCAGUAACCGAAAAGGAAUAGAGCCAAACCAACGCCCCAUAUGUCAGUGUAAAUCCUUGUUACCCAUCUACGUGUUUGUUAUUUCCCCAGCCACGGACCAAAUCCUUGCAGUCCCUGUGGCAGCCGCACCACUCCCAAUGACCAGUGCUGAGAAGCAGCAUGACCCUUGCAAAGACUCCCUCCACAGUGACACGCUUCCUGCCUGAACCCCCCACUUCUGUUCUUUCCCUGCCUCCCUAGUGUCCAGGCUGGCCUGUGUUGCCCAUGAGCAAGCCCAGGUCCAAAGAGGAGGGAGGACAGGGCCACCAAACAGAGGACCUCCAUCCAGUCCCACCUACCGUUUGGCCCCUCAACAAUGGGUGUCCUUAUUAGAGGGGCCUCUUGUUGGUGAGAGCUUGGAGUGGGGAGAUCUUACACAUUUUCUCUUUUGUUUUCUUCUCAGUCUUUCCCGUUUCAUCAUUUGCACAAACUUGUGAGCAUCCGAGGGCUGGUGGAUUCCAAACCAGGACACUAGCCUGGCCUGUGCACAGCAGAAGGACAGCAGGAGUGUCCUGGCUGAGAAUACUGACGCAGUCCCCCCUCUAUUUGCAAUUCUGUGGAUUCCCGCUGCUUCUUACAGUGGUUGGUUGGGCUUUUUGGUUUUAUUUUUUAAAGUUUCACUCACAUAGCCAACUCUCCUGAAGGGCAUGAUGACCCUGGAGCUCUGAGUCCUCUGGUGCCCACAGCAUGGCUGUCCCCGCCAUGGUGCUGCUCAAGCUUCCCUUGGUGCUCACCUCAGCCUCGUGCCCCGCCACCCGCCCGUGGCCACUCUCCAGGGUGGGUGGAGCUGCUGAGUGAUAGCUUUCCUCAAAGGCAGAAGCGGAGCGAGUGCCUUUCCUUCCUAAACCUGGAGCCCAGCUGAAAGCCUCUGGCCAUCUUCACAUGUGAGAGGGCAACUGAAAGAGGAGAGAGGUGGGUGCACCCAGCCCAGGUCUUCAGGGGACACCUUGCUUAGGAACUCCUGUGACCAGGCUCAGAAACCUUAUCCCAUGCUUGAACGGACCUGGUGAGAGUCACAACACUGCUUGCCCUGGAGCGAACUGUCCAUGCAACGUCACGUGGACCACCAUCCUUCACACCUAGGCAGGGCCCUAGAGGGAGUGUGUGAGGGGUUUCUAAUUCCUUUCUCCACGUGUCUGCCUUGGCAUCCUCUUGAAUCUGAAGACAGUUCUAUAUUCUACCUAGGACAGGCCCGGAAGAUCAGACACACUUGUUUCCAUCACGAUAGAACACUGUGCUUGGUUUGGUGCCCUUAAUAUUUAUUACUAACCUCCUUUAAGCAGCAGCAGCCCAUAAAAAGACGCUUGGAGCAAUCGGGAUUUAACGUAUGACUAUGGCAUGGCUUGCACUGUUGCCCUACCACGUAGGCCUUCAAGAUCACAACAAGGCCCAGAUGCCAUCCUUGGAUUGUUACUGGCCUGGGUCCCAAAACAAGCAGGUUCCUCAGAGCAUCUGGGUCAGGGAAGACAAGAAAGGGGAACCACCGGCUCUGACUCCUUCCGGCCACGCAUGGUUCCAGGGCACAUGAGGACAGAGGGCACAUGCACAGCCUCCUAGAGACCAGCAGCCUGACAGCACUUUGCCACUUCCAAAUGGACCCCAGCAUUUAAGUGACCUUCCGAUCUUGGAAAACAACGUCUUCCUUCUUUAUCUGUAGCAAUUCAUAGGUAGUAGCUGUCUGUCCCAAAGGAACAUGGCUAAGUUUUGCUGCGUGACAGGUUGUGAGACUUCUGUUUGAUCACUGUGAAUAAGCCCUCCUCUUCCUAACCCACCCCUGACUUCCUCUCUGUACAGUUUCUAAGUGGGACACUCAGAAAUCUGUCUCCCAGGAACUCAGAUUACCUUACUCAGAUGUGUGACCUCCGUACUAGGCUAAGGAGGUAUCAGCAGUAGAAAUUGGGCAGUCUUAUGUUUAAUGCUUCUUUGUGCUCAGUGUUUUUCCAUUCUGAGGCUCAGUUGUGCCAGUUAAGCGAGUCAGUGUGUUCCCAGUGUGGUCAGCAUGUCCUCACUUCUGGAGUCAUGGCCAUUCACACUCAUGCUACAAAUUGCCGUGCAGGGGGAAUCUAGUAUAUUGGGCCAGAUUAAGAUUCUCUGAAUAACACUUCCUCUAAAAAGAAGCCACAGAAAUUUUUAAAAUCUUUUUGGUCUUAACCUGUAUAAUAAAACGGUUUAGAAAGCACUAAAA